Trichomycterus rosablanca is the source of this 795-nucleotide messenger RNA. RefSeq names its product potassium channel tetramerisation domain containing 12.1 (gene kctd12.1). The coding region runs from base 1 to 795 and encodes 264 amino acids. Gene Ontology annotation, cellular component: signaling receptor complex; postsynaptic membrane; presynaptic membrane. Gene Ontology annotation, molecular function: protein binding. The transcript has a single exon. NCBI's taxonomy places the organism in Eukaryota, Metazoa, Chordata, Actinopteri, Siluriformes, Trichomycteridae. Gene Ontology annotation, biological process: regulation of G protein-coupled receptor signaling pathway; protein homooligomerization. The record is from RefSeq and is a predicted model, not a curated record.
AUGGCUUUAGCAGAACCUCAGUGUGUAGCAGAUCCCAACCCACAGUUUUCAGAAAUUAUUGAACUGAACGUAGGCGGUCAGGUUUACGUGACAAGACGCGCAACUUUAACAGCAGUGCCGGACUCACUCUUAUGGAACAUGUUUACUAAGAAAACACCAAAAGAAUUAGCGCGGGACAGUAAAGGGCGCUUCUUUUUGGACCGGGACGGCUUUCUGUUCCGCUACAUCCUAGAUUACCUGCGCGAUCUGAACCUGGUGCUGCCUGAUUACUUCCCGGAGAAGAAGCGUCUGCUGCGGGAGGCAGAGUUCUUCCAGCUGCGGGAGCUGUGCCGGCGCCUGAGUCCGCGCAUGAGCAAAGACGAGUCAGUAUGCGAAGAGAGCAGCUAUCACAGCGACUCGGAUGAGGUGAUGCCGCACGGCUUGGCUGAAAUCAAGAAGUCGGGCUACAUCACUAUCGGUUACCGGGGCUCGUACACCAUGGGUAGGGACAUACAGACCGACGCUAAGUUCAGACGCGUGGCGCGCAUCACCGUGUGCAGUAAGACGUCCCUCGCUAAAGAGGUGUUCGGGGAGACCCUGAACGAGAGCAGAGACCCUGACAGACCCCCGGAGAGGUACACCUCCCGGUACUACCUCAAAUACAACUUUCUGGAGCAGGCUUUCGACAGACUCACCGAGUUUGGAUUCCGCAUGGUAGCCUGCAGCUCCACUGGAACUUGCGCCUACGCCAGUAACGACCCGGGAGAAGACAAAAUAUGGACCAGUUACACUGAGUAUGUCUUCUGUCGGGACUAA